UUAAAAUCGUAGGAAUGGGUUCAUGAUGAAUAAAAGCUUCAAGCAACACAAAUGAUACUCUUAGAGAGAUCCAAGAGGAAACCAGUAGCAGCGAUCUUGAGAAAGUCAACGACUUCAAGAUCAAAAUCCAGAAUCUCAAAAGAGAACAUCAAAGAGGACGAAUUAACACAUUUGAUCUGUUAAGAGACGCACUUGAAGAACUAGAUCUAACUGAAGAGCCUAUUAACGAGCAUUAUGAGCUAGGCAAGAUUCUUGGCUCUGGUAAGUACGGAGUGGUCAGGAAAGGUGUUGCCAAAAACAACCCUGAUUUCAGAGUUGCAGUGAAGGUUAUCGAUGUCAGCAAAUUGAACUCUCAGUUCCAUUCAUUAAUCCAAGAAAUUUUAACGCUGAAGAAGGCUGAUCACCCCAAUAUUGUAAAAAUUCACGAAAUGUACAGAGACGAUGAAACCCUGUACCUCGUUAUGGAGUAUGUGGAUGGAGAGGAGCUCUUCGAUUUCAUUGCUGAUAGGUUCAAACUCAAAGAGAGCGAAGCAUGUGAUAUCAUCGAACAAUUGGUGAAAUCCAUUCGUUAUUUAAAUACGCUUGGAGUGGUCCACCGAGAUCUCAAGCCUGAGAAUAUCAUGAUCAAUAAGAAAACAUUCCAAAUUAAAAUACUAGAUUUUGGUUUAUCCGCUUAUUUCGACGAAUCAAGUCAAUUACGUAGUAAAGUUGGAACUCCUUACUACGUUGCCCCUGAAGUCCUCAAUGGUGAAUAUGGUAAAGAAUGUGAUAUGUGGAGCGUAGGAGUCAUCUGCUACAUUCUUUUAGUCGGAUAUCCCCCAUUCAACUCAAAGAAUCUCAAGAAAAUCUAUGAAAAAAUUAGAGAAGGAAAACCUGAUUAUUAUCAAUCAGAGUGGGAAAAUUUGUCUAAAGAUGCCCUUGACUUCACAAAUAAAUGAAUUCAGAAAGAUAUUUACAAAAGGAUGACUCCAGCCAAAGCUUUGACUCAUUCCUGGAUUACCAAUAAGAAGACUUUUAAAGGAGAGAUAAACACAACUGUGCUCAGAAGACUAGCUAAUUUUAAGAGUCCAGACAAACUCAGGAAGGAAAUCUUCCAAGUGCUAGUCUGAAACGUCCAACCAGACACUAUUUAUAAGAUGAAUGAGUACUUUGCAAGCCUCGAUGUGGACAAUAAGGGAGAAAUCUCGAUUAAGGAUGUAAUGAAGAAGUUUGAAGAGCUCAAGUUUCAAUCCUCUAGGUUUGAUCUCCUAAAAUCAGCCUACGCUGAGAACGAAGAUUUAAAAAUUCAGUAUACAGACUUCAUUGCUCGAGUCUUAGAUAUCACUAGAGAAGUAGAAAAUGAUGACCUUAUCAGAGUAUUUCAGCAUUUUGAUUCAGACGGGUCUGGAAAAAUCACAAAAGAUGACCUUAAAAUGGUUAUGAAAAGAAAAGGCGAGAACCUUAGUGAGGAAGAGCUUAAUGAGCUCAUUGGACAGGUCGACUCCUCUCUUAGAGCUGGAAAAAAUGAAAAUAAUAGAACAGAGAUUAAUUUUGAGACAUUCAAAAAUUAUAUGCUGAAGCUUUCUCCAAUGUCUCCAAGUCUUAGAGACAAAGAGCAGUUCAAGUUCAAAGGGGAGGCUACAUUCUCAAUGGAUAUAUUAGAUGAUUCAAAUACCCAAGCGUAUGUUGAUAAAAGACCCACAAGCAUAGGCUCUCGUUUAAACUCCUCUAGUGACUCAUUAGGAAAGAAGCAGACUUCCUUUGACAUCCAAAUGGAGUAUGAUGAGAACUAGGCUAAUUUAGGAACUAAACUCACUCUAAGUGCUAAAAAGGUACUCUGCCUUGUUGAUAAUAAUAACUAUUCA
This is a messenger RNA of Moneuplotes crassus, 1844 nucleotides long. NCBI's taxonomy places the organism in Eukaryota, Ciliophora, Spirotrichea, Euplotida, Euplotidae. The record is from the annotation of a GenBank genome assembly.